Messenger RNA from Emiliania huxleyi CCMP1516, 886 nucleotides. RefSeq lists its product as hypothetical. NCBI's taxonomy places the organism in Eukaryota, Haptophyta, Isochrysidales, Noelaerhabdaceae. The transcript has 2 exons. The record is from RefSeq and is a predicted model, not a curated record. Gene Ontology annotation, molecular function: N-acetyltransferase activity. Bases 18 to 668 code for a protein of 216 amino acids.
CAGGCCGGAGUGCAGGCAUGCAGGCGAGCUCGACGCUACUGCCUGCUGUCGCGGCGACCGCGCUCGCCGUCGGCUACCUUCUCGGCCGGCACAGGAAACGGACCGCAGGGCUCGGCGACUUUUCCAAGCGCAGGUUUGGCGCCUGGUCUGUCCGAGCUGCAACCUCGGCGGACAUAGCAGCCGUGCACGCGCUCGUCCGCGAGCUUGCGGCUUUCGAGAAGCAGCCGGACGCCGUGCUGCUCUCGGUCGAGGAGAUGCAGGCCCACCUCGAGGCAGGCGCCUUCGAGUGCCUCAUCCUCGAGCCUGCGAGCAAGGCCUUCCUCCAGCCCAACACGCCGCCCUCCGGCUACGCGAUCGCCUUUCCGACGUACAGCACGUGGGAGGGGCCGUGCAUGUACCUGGAGGACCUGUACGUCGCGCCCGCCGCCCGCGGCCAGGGCGGCGGUCAGGCGCUGCUGCGUGCUAUCGCGGCCCUCGCGGCCAAGCACGGCUCUGCGCGGCUCCAGUGGCAGGCGCUGGACUGGAACACGAAGGCAGUAGAGUUCUACCAGUCCGAGAACGUCGGUGCGCGCGAGCGGGUCGAGCCGGACGGCGCCAAAUGGCUCAACUUUAUCCUGACGCGUGACCAGGUGCGCAAGCUUGGCGGGGUCUCAUCGCGCGCCCUGUGAGCACCAAGCGCGAUCCGUGGCAUGUAAGAGUUGGGCGCCCAGGCCCAGACGUCGCCGGCUUUCCGCGCCGGGGCUGUGACUUGUGCAUGCUUGUCGGCGGAGCACUGACUGGUCCCGGGGUGGGGGAGCAACAGCCGCCUUAGGAGAGCGGCCCGGCCGCCAGGACAUCUCAGGUUCGCCGUGUUUAUUUUUAUUUUACAACGAGUUGUUUCAACUGC